AUGGGUUUGCGCGACAACAAGGAGCAUAUGCUUCUGGCACUCACCUUGGCGGGUGUGGUAAUUGGUUGUGCGAUUGGGUUUUUGAGCCGACUGGCCCAUCCGUCGGACCAGACGAUCGAAUACAUUGGAUUUCCGGGCGUUGUCCUUAUGAAUAUGUUGAAAAUGACGAUUUUGCCGUUGGUUGCGGCCAGCUUAAUCUCUGGUGAGUUUCGUUGCAAAAAACGUUGAUGUCCUCAUGUCCUUCUUUAAAUUUAACGUUUCUAGGGUUGUCCCAACUUGAUGCCAAGCAAUCCGGUCGGAUCGGGGGCUUUGCAUUCUGCUACUACGGCAUGACGACAACUCUAGCAGUUGCCACUGGCAUUGCGCUGGUUCUGAUCAUUCACCCGGGCGACCCAACCAUCAGAUCCGGCAACUUGACACCAAAGCCCAUCGAGCACACCAACGUGACGGCGCUCGACAAGAUCUUGGAUCUGAUCAGGAAUAUGUUCCCGGACAACAUUGUCCAGUCGUCUUUCAAUACGAUAGACACUCAUCACGAAUACUUUACCGACCACAACGGAAAUGACCGGCAAAAACUUGUGGUGGAGUAUCACAUGGGAAUGAAUGUUCUUGGCAUCAUUGUGUUCUGCAUUGCGACCGGUCUGAUCAUCAGUUUUGUUGGAGAGAAAGCCAAGCCUCUGGCCGACUUCUUCGUAGCAUUGGAUAUUGUCAUCACAACCAUGGUUGGCCUUAUUAUGUGGUAAGUUUUGGAAAACCUGUUUCAGUAAAUGAAUUGGGAAUCAAGUCUAAUUGAUAUUUCAGGUACUCUCCGGUCGGGAUUGCUUCACUGAUCGCCGAAAAGAUCCUUGAAAUUGAUGACAUUUUUAAAACCGUCAAAACCUUGGCUAUGUACAUGAUCACGGUGAUUGCGGGUUUGGCGAUUCAUUUGUUUGUCACCAUUCCUACAAUUUACUUCUUGGCAUCAAGGAAGAAUCCGUUCGUUUAUAUGAGAGGUCUAGGACAAGCCAUGGCCACGGCUUUGGGAACGGGGUCAAGGUAAUUUCAUAAUGUUUUUCCUGCGAUUCGUAGUGACGACGUUAUUAUAGCUGAAAGUUUUUAGUGCUGCCUCUCUGCCGGCAACGUUUAGAUGUUUGGAGCAGAAUAACAAAUGCGAGCCCAGGUUUACCAAGUUCGUUUUGCCCGUUGGAGCCAUGAUUAAUAUGGUAACAAAUUACCUUUUAACAAACUAACUGAGGCUCCUUUUCCUUACUGUUUUUCAAUUUCAGGAUGGAACAGCUCUUUAUGAAGCCGUCGCUUCAAUCUUCAUCGCUCAAUUGAAUGACAUCUCGCUGAGCAUUGGCCAAGUCUUAACGGUUUCUCUCACCGCCACGUUGGCCUCAAUUGGAGCGGCGUCGAUUCCGAGCGCCGGCUUGGUGACAAUGCUUAUUGUGCUGACCGCUGUUGGCCUUCCAGUCGAGGACAUUUCGUUGAUCUUUGCGGUUGAUUGGUUUUUGUAAGUUACCCUGCUUUGUCGAAGAAUAAUGGGCCGUUAUACAGGAGAAGAGUAUGAACCGAAUAAUCUGUUGUGUUUUAGAGACAGACUGCGAACUUGUGUCAACGUCACAGGAGAUGGAUUUGGCGUGGGCUUUGUGCAGGCGAUGUGCACGCGCGGCGAAGUCGCACCGACUCUAGAGGCAACACCAACUCAGGUGACUUUCCUCGCUUCCAAUGUGAGCCUCCCUUCCACUUCCGCUUAUCUUUAGUUCGUUGAGUCCGGGUUUCUUGAAUAUUAUGUUGAGUUAUCAAUUGUUUACGCACGUAUUUGUAAAAAACCAGAUUUUUCGAAAAACUAUUUCUUCCACUGUAGAAAUUGUUUUCUUAUCGUUAGUCCCGCAGCGAAAACAACCUCGUUUGCGCGCAUUUAAAAAGAAAGUCGGACUUUAACGUUGUGGCCAAUCCAAUUGCUAAUAGGAACCUAAUUUGCCCUAAAAGUUGCUUGCUUAAAUUGCCUAUUAAUUUUUACGAGUUGUCCAAAUAUCUUCAUGGUUUCAGAUGUCGGAAGCCAAGUUCUUCAAUUCACUGGAUCAUGUGGAUAGAACCAAGUUUGAAGAGAGCACCUCCAGUGCGGCAUCGUCCACCGAUUCCAACGUUAGGAUAGAGAUUGAGCCGGUGAAGCAUCGGCUCUGA
Molecule: messenger RNA, 2166 nt
Organism: Bursaphelenchus xylophilus (pine wood nematode)
Lineage: Eukaryota; Metazoa; Nematoda; Chromadorea; Rhabditida; Aphelenchoididae
Source: the annotation of a GenBank genome assembly